CAUAUAAAGGAUGAGGUUUUUAAUAAGUAAACUUUAUAAGUAUAUUGAGUUUCAUUGUGAUAUUAAUACAAUUUUUUUCAUUGUGAUAUAUUUACAAGAAUAAUAAAUUGGGUCAAAUACAUUUAAUACAAUUUAACGGAUAACUAUUUUUGUACAUGAAAGUUACGUACAUGUUUAACAGCAUGGAUUUAAAGGACUAUCAUGACUAUCGAAUGGCUGAAAGUAUAGAAAUGAUAUAUCCUCCAAUUUUAAUCAUCUUUGGAUUGACCGGAAACAUUGCUUCUUUGAUAAUUCUAGCACAGGUGAAACACAGGAAGACUUCAACUGGUGUAAUGUUGAUAUUUCUUACUUUUACUGACAGUCUGAUUCUUGUCUUCGUUGUGUUUGUGAAAUGGUUGCAGUCUGUAUUUGAAGUAGACAUUCGGAGCUUUUCUAGCGUAACAUGUAAAGUUCAUGUGUAUUUGACUUACUUUUUACUGCAGCUAUCACCUUGGAUUUUAGUUAUUUUAACGGCUGAACGUAUCUGUAGCGUACUAUACAUUCAUAAGGUCAGGCGUAUAUUUACGAGAAGAAAUGUUUUGAUUUUAUCAUUGCUGUGUGUUGUAUGCCUAGCCUGUUUGAACAGUCAUAUUCUUUAUGGAUUUACACUAGAUUAUGAUCUGUCAUUCAACAAAACAAGCUGUCAAGUAGCAAAAAAUGAAAUUUAUUAUUUCAUGUUUAAAAUUUGGCCAUGGAUUGAUUUCCUUUUCGCAUUUGCGAUUCCAUUCUGCGUCUUACUCUGUGGGAAUAUAAUUGUGCUAAGGAAAAUUAAAGAAAGUGAACACUUUAGAAAAUCCUGUACAUUACAACAAUCUUUUUACCGGCCAAGGAGAAGAAAGUCCAGUACAAUCACAAAUAGGGUUUCAUACUUUACGAAAGUAGCGAUUUUUCUCAGUGGGACUUUUAUUGUGUGUGUUUCCCCUUUCACGAUUUUCGCCAUUGGCCAGCCUUACUGGUUCCCAGAGGAAACUAUGACGUCACGGCGGCAUGCAAGACUUGAAUUCAUAGGAACUGUAAUGCAUUUAUUAAUGUAUACAAACAACGCAAUUAACUUUGUUCUUUACAUACUGUGUAGCUCAAAGUUUUGGGUAGAUUUCAACUGCUUAUGCUGUAAAGGUACUAACUUACUCAAAAAAGUAGAAAGCCUAGCUAAGAAUGGGUAGAAUACAUUUUCUUUCAACCCAAGUCUUCUGAACCAUUCGAAAUGCUUUAAAAUGUAUUUUGCUCAUAGCGAAAAUAUUUUCUAAUGAUGAUGUAACAAGAGCACUGGACAGUUGGAGCGAUAUAGGUACGCUCGAAUUUUAUGAAAAGAAAUCUUUCAGGGAAGAUACCCAGUUAUGAAGUUUGUUACAAACUAUCUUAAUAACGGUAAAGUAUUAUGUCACAUAUGUUUUUAAGUUUUUUUGUUUUUUUUAAUUAUGGUUAUUUCGAAAAAAAUAUUGUGAAAAAAAAUUCAAUUGGCCUUUGCCGCUUUUCCUCAUUUAUAUCUUAUUUUUUAUACACGUUCAGCAUGGUGUUGUGUUAGUGUCAUUCCAACAGCUGUUGUUAUUGCAAAAUAAAAUUACAAAAUGUUAUACAUGUAGUGUUACAUAAAAUAUUUGAAACAGUAUGCCUCCAGAAUCCAGAUUCAUGUUAAUUUCAGUGAACAUUUUUAAAAAGAAGGUAAUUAACACAUUGCAAACAACACUUACAAUGUAGGAAAAUUGAAAAAAAAAAACAACAA
Molecule: messenger RNA, 1762 nt
Organism: Ruditapes philippinarum (Manila clam)
Lineage: Eukaryota; Metazoa; Mollusca; Bivalvia; Venerida; Veneridae
Product: putative G-protein coupled receptor F59B2.13
Exons: 1
Coding region: 156-1202 (348 amino acids)
Biological process (GO): G protein-coupled receptor signaling pathway
Cellular component (GO): plasma membrane
Molecular function (GO): G protein-coupled receptor activity
Source: RefSeq, a predicted model, not a curated record